AUGCACACCUCAGCUGAUAAAAUCGAACAGACCAUCUCGAUCCAGCAUGGCCCUCCAUACGGGUCGCCGAUGGCCGUCGUAGGCGGGGUGCCGACACUGAGGACCGAUAUACCCAUCGCAGCGGUCCUUCUCGCGCUCUUCGUGACCUCCGCAGCAGCACACAUGACAGUCCUCCAGCUGAACAAGCGGGCUGGGCUGAAGUUCCUCUUCUCAGGCAUGCUGUUUGUGAUGAGCGUGCUGCGCACAGUAGCACUAUCCAUGCGGAUCGUGUGGGCGACGCACCCGCACACGGCCAACAUUGCCGUCGCCUCGGGCAUUCUGACGCAGACUGGCAGCGUGCUUAUUUUCAUUAUCAACCUGAUCCUCUCGCAGCGCAUCGUGCGUGCCUACCACCCUAAGUUUGGCUGGCACCCCAUCACCAGCAUUGCCUUCUACUUCCUGAUCGGCUGCGUCGUCGGGUCACUAGUCAUGGUGAUCGUCGUGACGGUGCAGAGCGUGCUGACGCUGGACUCGGGGUUGCGCCAGUCCGACCGCAUCGUACAGCUGUUUGCAGGCACGUACAUGGCCGUGCUGGCCUUCCUACCGCUCCCCAUUGUCGUCAUCGCAGUUCUGUACCCACACAAAUCGCACGUAGAGAAGUUCGGUGCCGGCCGCUGGCGGACCAAGGUGUGUCUCCUUUUGUUCGCGGCAGCCGUGGCGACGCUCGGCGCCAGUUUCAGGAUCGCUACGGCCUACGCCGCGCGGCCAGUUAACCAUCCUGCGUGGUAUCAUAGCCGCGUAUGUUACUACUGCUUUAACUUCGUCACGGACCUGAUUGUGUCCGUGGUAUACCUGUUCUCGCGCUUCGACAGGCGGUUCAUUGUGCCGAACGGGGCCAAGGGACCGGGAGACUACAGCAAGGGAUUGCGGGACCGACCUCGCUCAGCUCACUCAAAUGCCGACGAGGAAGGUAACGUGACGGAUCCCGAGAAGCUCUCCAGCGCCAGAGAUAGCAGUAAUGAAACCGGCAGUGAGAAAACGCACCUCCCUAUUGGUGAUGGUGAUGACGAGAAGCGCGUGGACAAAGGAAAGGGCAAAGAAGUCAAUGUCGAAGGGGAUGAGAAACACCGUGUCUCUGAAUCUUCUGGGUCUACUCCAGAAGAAGUAACCCCCAAAUUUACCGACAGCCAAACCCAGACGUAUAGUCCACACAGACCCUGGAACGCCGUGUCCUGGCCUUUCCGGGCGUCGUGGACGACGCCGCGCCUCUUCGGACCAGUACCAACGCCAGCGCCAGCACCAGUAUCAGAGCCAGAGCCAGAGGCCUCAUCUGCAAAGCGGUCUAACGCAGGCGGCAGCAUAAAGACCGAUUUAUCGACCACGGAGACCGCCAAAGGACUCUCGCACACAGGUAGCAGUAGAAGCAUCGGUGCAGAGACAAGCAGCACAUACAUCCAGGAGCCCGAGCUCGAGCCCGAGCCCGAGCCUAUCCGAUUCCGAACCUUCGUGCAACGCCAUCAUCAUCACCACCCUCAGCAUCGUCAGAAUCAGAUCCAUCAUCAUCAUCAGCAGCAGCAGCAUCAACAUUAUAAUGAAAGACCACCGCAUCACAGCAAUAACAACCCAUAUCUACAGAACAACCAGUCGUAUGUUUUCGGGCAGGCCCUAACAUCCGACGCUGAGAUCCACAGAUCUCCAGACGCCGACGUCUGGCCCUCCAUGAGUGAGACACAUUACCUCUACCCCCUGCAUACCGUGACAUACACCACCACACCCGGAGGCCCAGGCCCCCAUCGCAGCAACAGCGCCGCUGCAUCCAUUUCCUAUGCUGGCAGCAGUCGGACGCCCGACCACGCCAGCCACCCUAUCGGCAGGAGUCGGAGCUGUUAUGUAGACCGAGAGAGGAGAAUGGAGGGUGAGGAAGACGGUGGCUGGAUAUAA
Messenger RNA from Xylaria bambusicola, 1920 nucleotides. RefSeq lists its product as uncharacterized. NCBI's taxonomy places the organism in Eukaryota, Fungi, Ascomycota, Sordariomycetes, Xylariales, Xylariaceae. The record is from RefSeq and is a predicted model, not a curated record. The transcript has a single exon. The coding region runs from base 1 to 1920 and encodes 639 amino acids.